AUGACAACGAGUAAGUAUGACUAUUGGAAAAGGAGAAAAGUGCCGUACAUUAAGCCUUUGCCGCUGUUCGGGAACUAUUACGACUACAUCAUGAUGAGGGAGCACGCUCCGGUCGUGACGCACAGGAUUUGCGAGCAGUUCCCGGGGGCAGAGCUAGUCGGCGCCUUCUACGGCACCCAGCCCUCCCUGAUACUGCGGGACCCGGGGCUGAUCAAAACGGUCCUCACAAAAGACUUCUACUACUUCAACAGCAGGGAGGUGGCGGACUACACGAAACGGGAGCCGUUGACGCAGAACAUGUUCUUCACGCACGGCGACAGGUGGAGGGUGAUACGGCAGAACCUGACGCCGCUGUUCACGUCGGCGAAAAUGAGGAACAUGUUCCAUCUGAUCGAGAAGUGCACUCGCCAGCUGGAGGAGAUGCUCGAAUACGAGACGGCGGAGUCGCCGGUGGCGGAGGCGCGCUCGCUCAUGGCGCGUUACACGAUGGACUGCAUCAGCUCCUGCGCAUUCGGCGUGGAAACGAACACAAUGAAGAAAACCGACGCGGUCAACCCCUUCUGCUUGAUCGGCGAACAGAUAUUCGAGAACUCCACGAACCGCGGCGUCAAGCUGUUCGCCAGGGCGAUGUGGCCCUCGCUGUUUUACGCGCUCCGCAACAAAGUGUUCCCCGACGAGAUAGUGCACUUCUUCAAGGGCCUACUGCUGAACGUGUUCGAGAGCCGGCAGCAAAAGCCGUCCAACAGGAACGACUUCGUCGAUCUCAUUCUGAACUUGAAGCGCAACCGGUACAUGGUGGGGGACAGCAUCAGGAACUUGAAGACCGGCGGGGAGGAGAGGGUUCGGCUGGAGCUCGACGACGACCUGAUGACCGGCCAGUGCGUCCUGUUCUUCGCCGCCGGCUACGAGACUUCGGCGACCACGCUGAGCUUCACCCUGUACCAGAUGGCGAUGAACCCGGCGGUGCAGGCGCGCGUCGUCGCCGAAAUCGACGGUUACCUACAAAAGCACGACGGGAAAGUUGCCUACGAGUGCGUGAAAGAGCUACCCUACGUAGAAGCGUGCGUGCGCGAAACGCUCCGGAUGUAUCCAGUGCUCGGUGUCAUCACCAGGGAACUGGUCGAGGACUACACGCUGCCGUCGGGAGUGCACCUGGAUAAAGGGUUGCGCGUGCACAUCCCGAUCUACCACCUCCACAAUUCAGCGGAGAACUUCCCGGAGCCCCAGGAAUACAGGCCGGAACGUUUCCUUGGCAACGAAAAGGAUAACAUAAAGCCUUUUACCUAUUUGCCCUUCGGGGAAGGGCCAAGGAUUUGUAUAGGGAUACGCUUCGCGUGGAUGCAGAUAAUGGCAGGGCUGGUGACGUUAUUCAGCAAGUACCGUGUGGAGGCAGCGAAAGAAACCCCCGUGGACAUCAAGUUCGACCCAACGGCCUUCGUCACGAAUCCAAUCGGAAAGCUGAGUCUGAACGUGAUAUAUCGAAUAAGUUCGGGCAAGUGUGAAAACGUCACGGGCACUCUCACGACCCCAGCCGUGCUCACGUCCGUCGGGCGUCCCCUAACUUGGCCGGACCUUGACACGGUGGGCCCGUCUGACCUCGGGCUGGGUACAGCGCCGUCCGACCGCGUAGCAAAACUUGGGAACGGCCGUGCCAUUCCCGAGGGGUGUACCAAGACAAACCAUUCGGGAAUACAGCGCACGUCCUUAUCGAUACGAGCAGCUAAUUUGUCGAUGUAUGAAUUCCAUUGCAUCUGUAAUGAGUGUACUCUUCAUCCGAGCCUCUCGCCUCGCUGGCCCUUGUUGGGACGCAUGCGCGAAGACACCCCAGCCUCCUACCACGAGUUGCGCCGAUUG
Molecule: messenger RNA, 1854 nt
Organism: Iphiclides podalirius (scarce swallowtail)
Lineage: Eukaryota; Metazoa; Arthropoda; Insecta; Lepidoptera; Papilionidae
Source: the annotation of a GenBank genome assembly